Messenger RNA from Paramuricea clavata, 1977 nucleotides. The record is from the annotation of a GenBank genome assembly. NCBI's taxonomy places the organism in Eukaryota, Metazoa, Cnidaria, Anthozoa, Malacalcyonacea, Plexauridae.
AUGAAAGAUUACAAGUCAGCGUUGGAGUCCGAUCAACAUGCUCUUCAUAUCAGAUUAAAACUGCUUGGAGAAGACCAUUCUGAGACUGCUAGAAGUUAUGACAGCAUUGCAGUUACACAACAUGAGAUGAAAGAUUACAAGUCAGCGCUGGAAUCAUAUCAACAUGCUCUUCAAAUCAGAAUAAAACUGUUUGGAGAAGACCAUUCUGACACUGCUCUAAGUUAUUACAACAUUGGAAACACACAAUAUGAAAUGAAAGAUUACAAGUCAGCGUUGGAGUCACACCAACAUGCGCUUCAAAUCAGAAUAAAACUGUUUGGAAAAGACCAUUCAGACACUGCUCGAAGUUAUUACAACAUUGGAAGUACACAACAUGAGAUGAAAUCCUAUAAGUCAGCGUUGGAGUCACAUCAACAUGCUCUUCAAAUCAGAAUAAAACUGUUUGGAGUAGACCAUUUUGACACUGCUCGAAGUUAUAACAACAUUGGAGGUACACAACUUGAGAUGAAAGAUUACAAGUCAGCGUUGAAGUCACAUCAACAGGCUCUUCAAAUCAGAUUAAAACUGUUUGGAGAAGACCAUCCUGGCACUGCUAGAAAUUAUGACAGCAUUGCAGUUACACAACAUGAGAUGAAAGAUUACAAGUCAGCAUUAGAGUCUAAACAAAAAAGUCUUCAAAUCAGAUUAAAACUGUUUGGGGAAGACCAUUCUGACACUGCUAAAAGUUAUGACAGCAUUGCAGUUAUACAAUAUGAAAUGAAAGAUUACAAGUCAGCGUUGGAGUCAGAUCAACAUGCUCUUCAAAUCAGAAAAAAACUGUUUGAAGACGACCAUUCUGACACUGCUACAAGUUAUCACAACAUUGGAGUUACACAACAUGAGAUGAAAGAUUACAAGUCAGCGUUGGAGUCACAUCAACAUGCGCUUCAAAUCAGAUUAAAACUGUUUGGAGAAGACCAUUCUGACACUGCUAGAAGUUAUAACAGUGUUGCAGUCACACAACAUGAGAUGAAAGAUUACAAGUCAGCGUUGGAGUCACAUCAACAUGCUCUUCAAAUCAGAAUAAAACUGUUUGGAGAAGACCAUUCUGAAACUGCUCGAAGUUAUUACAACUUUGGAGGUACACAACAUGAGAUGGAAGAUUACAAGUCAGCGUUGGAGUCACAUCAACAUGCUCUUCAAAUCAGAAUAAAACUGUUUGGAGAAGAUCAUUCUGACACUGCUCGAAGUUAUAACAACAUUGGAGGUACACAACUUGAGAUGAAAGAUUACAAGUCAGCGUUGGUGUCACAUCGACAUGCUCUUCAAAUCAGAUUAAAACUGUUUGGAAAAGACCAUUCUGACACUGCUCGAAGCUAUAACAACAUUGGAGGUACACAACAUGAGAUGAAAGAUUACAAGUCAGCGUUGGAAUCAUAUCACCAUGCUCUUCAAAUCAGAUUAAAACUGUUUGGACAAGACCAUUCUGACACUGCUAGAAGUUAUACCAGCAUUGCAGUUACACAAUAUGAGAUGAAAGAUUACAAGUCAGCGUUGGAGUCAGAUCAACAUACUCUUCAAAUCAGAUUAAAAUUGUUUGGUGAAGACCAUUCUGAGACUGCUAGAACUUAUUCUAGCAUAGCUGUCACACAUUAUGACAUGAAACACUAUAAGUCGGCUUUAGAAUCUAAUCAACGUGCUCUUCAAAUUAGAUUAAAAUUGUAUGGUGAAUAUCAUUCGGACACUGUUGAAAGUUAUCAUACAGCAGGAGUUAUUCAACGUGCUCUGAAAAACUACAAAGCAGCAUUAAAGUUGCAUCACUAUGUUGUACAGACUAGAUUAAAGCUGCACGGGAAGUACCACAGUCAGACUGCUCGCAGUUAUUGGAGUCUUGGAACCACACAACGUGAGAUGAAAGAUUACAAGUCAGCAUUAGAGUCACAACAACACGCUCUAGAUAUCGACUUCAAGUGCCUAUGUCAUGAUUUGGGAUUUUAA